This is a messenger RNA of Daphnia pulex (common water flea), 1084 nucleotides long. RefSeq names its product neurotrophin 1-like. The record is from RefSeq and is a predicted model, not a curated record. Bases 262 to 939 code for a protein of 225 amino acids. The transcript is spliced from 4 exons. NCBI's taxonomy places the organism in Eukaryota, Metazoa, Arthropoda, Branchiopoda, Diplostraca, Daphniidae. Gene Ontology annotation, molecular function: Toll binding; growth factor activity. Gene Ontology annotation, biological process: innate immune response; central nervous system formation; regulation of Toll signaling pathway. Gene Ontology annotation, cellular component: extracellular region.
GCCAAAAGGAAUGGAGAAGCAUAUACUCAACUCCAGUAAGUCAACAGUGAAAAGGAUCGUUCCAGAUAUUUACACCCCUGAUAUCUCUACGUCAACAAAACGAAACGUUCAACAGAAUUUCACUUCUACUGGGGAACAGUGUUGUGGUGAUUUUAUUACAGCGGCACCUGGAUUUGAAGAAAGUUCUCCAUACGGACGACCGUUCGACCGGGAAGUCAUCGUCGAAAAUUUUGCACCAAGAUCUGUCUGGCUUCCGUUUUGAUGGGAGUUCUUGCCGAGCCGGAAGCGGAAGCUGCUUUUGAUCCUACCAAUUAUCCAAAGACAUCUUACCCAGCGGCUUACAGCCAAAAGUACAAAGGCGGAAAUGAUUAUUGCCAUCCACGAAAGGCACCAACCUGCUCGAAAAACGGAACCCUCACAUUCUGUGUCAAAGACCCCGAAUAUCCGGAAAAGGAAGUUAAGUACGCCAUCGACUACGACCCUUUGGUGUUGAAGAAAUACGCCGAUGUUGCCGAUCAGUCGGCCGAUAAUUUGGUCGAUGGACUGACCUCCUUGUCGGAGAAACAUUUCGACUAUUCCGAAUACCACGGCAAGACCUUUGACAAGGGCAACUGGGUUGGUGGUGAAGGAUACAUCUGUCCUAGCGAUGUCGUUUAUGCUCGCCCACUCCGGGCAGUGAAUGUCGAUGGAGAAUGGCGGGUCAUCGUCCAGGACAUCGCCUGGCCCGGAUACACCCAAACCCAUCGCGUCGAAAAAUGUUUGUUCCCCGGUGCAGCUUGCCGUACCCUGGCCCCUUGUUUUGGCAGCAAAUGUCUGCAAAAAUAUGUUUACCAGCGGAUGCUUUCCUUCGAUCCUUGCGAUCCCCAGAAGGGAAUCUUCAUCGACAUCUACAAGUUGCCAUCGGCCUGCUCUUGCCACAUUCCCCAACACGAUUUAUAAUUGAAUUAAGACCUUAUAUAGAAAUGUGCGAUCACGUCAAAGUUAUGCGAUAGACAUAUUAUUAGGUAAAGUAUAUUAAUGCAUAUGUGCAAUCACGAUAUAGUAUUUCGUAAGAUGUUCAUAAUAAAAACGAACUUUCAAAUUG